This is a messenger RNA of Cydia splendana, 618 nucleotides long. RefSeq lists its product as uncharacterized. The transcript has a single exon. Lineage: Eukaryota; Metazoa; Arthropoda; Insecta; Lepidoptera; Tortricidae. The record is from RefSeq and is a predicted model, not a curated record. The coding region runs from base 1 to 618 and encodes 205 amino acids.
AUGGUGUUGCUGAGUCCAUCAAUCAGUGGCAUACAAGACCUGUUGACGAUAUGUGAGCGGUAUGCGGAUUCUCAUGGCCUCAGGUACAAUGCCUCGAAGAGUGAGUUGUUAGUUUUUAAAGCGGGUACUAAGAGCUACUCGCGUACCCCUCAGGUUAAACUUGGCGACACUCCUCUCAAGAUAGUUGAAGAAGUUAAAUACCUGGGGCACUGGGUUACUUCAUCCCUCACAGACAACAAGGACAUCGAAAGGGAACGCAGGGCGCUGGCGGUGAGGAGUAACAUGUUGAUCCGCAGAUUUGCUAGGUGUAACAAAAACGUUAAAAUUACCAUAUUUAGUGCAUACUGUCAGUCAUUUUACACCUGCAGUCUAUGGAUCAACUAUACUCAAAAAACCUACAGCGCCCUGCGCGUCCAAUAUAACAACGCUUUCAGGAUGCUGUUGGGGCUCCCGCGGCAUUGCAGUGCGUCAGGCAUGUUCGCGGAGGCGCGCACGGAUGGCUUUCACGCGAUAAUGCGAAAACGUGUCGCGUCCCUGCUGAGACGUAUCGCCGGUAGCCCCAACAGUCUCCUGGAAACAGUGGCAGGACGGGAUAAUAGUCCCUUCCAUUACUCCUGA